Molecule: messenger RNA, 495 nt
Organism: Psilocybe cubensis
Lineage: Eukaryota; Fungi; Basidiomycota; Agaricomycetes; Agaricales; Agrocybaceae
Exons: 7
Coding region: 1-495 (164 amino acids)
Cellular component (GO): membrane
Source: RefSeq, a predicted model, not a curated record
AUGGCAAGCCUUCUCGAUAAACCUCUGUACUUUUAUUCCAUCCCCGCCGUUUGGUUCUCAGCGUUCUAUCCUGGUUCAUUGAGGUUCAUGAAAAUCAACAACUCAGUCGGGUAUAACAACGUCUCUCCGAGGGCUCAGAACUUGCAAGGGCGAGUCACCGCGAGCAACUCCCAGACGCUAGCCCAGAUGGAAGGAGCACAUCUGAAUGGGAACGAGAACAUGCCCAUCUGGUUCGCAGCCAUCAUAGUCGGGAGUAUCGCGGGCCUGGAUAACCGAUAUCUGAACAUGAUGUCGUUGACAUAUUUCCUGGUUCUGGGUGCUGAUGAGGGGUUGACUCGUUACAGUGUCGCGACCAGACUCGUGUAUAACACAAUUUACAUUCAUUUUAACGGGAUUGGAAAGGGUUGGGUUCGCACCGCUGUGUUCUUCUUUGGACUAUCACAUCCGUUGAGAAUUCUUUUCAAGGCUGCAGGGUCGAUUGCAAACAAGGCAUGA